Molecule: messenger RNA, 1193 nt
Organism: Xenia sp. Carnegie-2017
Lineage: Eukaryota; Metazoa; Cnidaria; Anthozoa; Malacalcyonacea; Xeniidae
Product: RPA-interacting protein B-like
Exons: 8
Coding region: 374-1075 (233 amino acids)
Biological process (GO): protein import into nucleus
Cellular component (GO): nucleus
Source: RefSeq, a predicted model, not a curated record
CUAAUAUGUAACCUCUAACCAGUGCCUCUAACCAGUGCUUCAAUACCUCCUAAGCUCCAACGUAAUAGAACUCAAUAUAUAUGACUCAUCUAUCCGCCUUAGUUUGUGUAUUUUUGAUAAGUUUUUUCAAUGUUUAUGCUACAGCAAAUGAUAUAUUUAAUGCCUAAAAAGAUUGUAAAUAGCAACAUUCUGUGCUUGUUUUCAAAAAUUUCAUUCGCACUCCAAAUAACAAACUCUUCUCCGAUUGUCAUUUUGAGCGAUAACAUUGAGUUCAAUAUCACAAAAAAGUUAGCAGCAUCAGAAGAAGAAACAAGAAAAAAGCCUAAGCAAUACGAAUUAUUUUGAGGUUGCAUUCAGCAAUUACGCUAUUUUUAUGUCUUCAAAAAGUCCAAAGAAUGGUUUCUUACAACAUCAGGAAAGAUAUAAAUUCUCUACUCCUCCUUGGAAGGACGUUUAUCGCAAGCGUUGCUUGCAAAGACUUCACAAUGGCAGGAGAAAAUUGUUGGAAAAAUUUCGUCAAAUGGAUAAAUCGGAAAGUUUAGUGAAGGAGGUUAUGGAAGAAGAGUGGAAUAUGUUACGUAAAGACACUGAUUUGUGUUUGACACCUGAGUAUAAACGAUACAAUCUGUUUUGCUAUGAACCAGAGUUUGGGGAUGAUGAAGAUCUAAAUGACUUAAUCAAUGUUUUUGAAGAAAUUCAAAAUGAAUUAAUUGAGGAAGAAAAGCUCUUGCUUAGCCAGGAGUAUGAAAAAGACUUGAUAUUUGAGGAAGAAAGACUUUGUGCAGCUAUUGAAAGUCUGCAAACCAAUGAUCUUAUUUGUCCUAUUUGUAAACAAAAUCCCUUGUUGCAGAACAAGCAGGUUAUUUUUUGUUCAUGUGGAUUGCAGUUUUACACAGAGAAUGAUGCCAUAACUUUGGAUUGGGUUCACUCACAAUUGAUGGAUGCAAUGGAGCAACAUAGAAAUUAUGGUUGUAUGGACCAGGCAUUGUUUAGCGUAACCUCCCAUCCUGAACUCCAAGUCAAAAAUUUGAUUAUGGCAUGUAAGAGCUGUGAUUUUUUGGCAAUAAUUCUGUAAAAAGUGUGAAAGAUUAUAUUUGUUAUUUAUAAAAAAAUGUCAUCGUUAAUAAAAAAGUGUAUUUAAAAGCAUUCUUAUUGUGAAUAAUGAUAUUAAAAUAUAUUUACAUAAAUAGAAA